AUGGAAGCCCAGAGCUGGUACGGAUCAUCAUCGGUUGACUCCCAGGGAUCUUCGGCUGUUGUGGAGCAUCGCAGACGACUGCCGCCACUGGCUAUGAAGGGACCAAGCUCCUUCGAGACUGCUCGAUGGAAAGCCAAUGGAAUGGCUUCCAAGGGCCCAUUCAAGAAAAACAGUCCCGAGCACGCGGAUGCACCCUACCCACCCGUUGGUAGCGUGACCCAGGACGCGAAAAUGCUCGACGCGAUAUAA
This is a messenger RNA of Penicillium subrubescens, 249 nucleotides long. RefSeq lists its product as uncharacterized. The record is from RefSeq and is a predicted model, not a curated record. The transcript has a single exon. Lineage: Eukaryota; Fungi; Ascomycota; Eurotiomycetes; Eurotiales; Aspergillaceae. The coding region runs from base 1 to 249 and encodes 82 amino acids.